CUCUCUUUCUCACUUGGAAGUUUAUUUUUAGCCCUCAAACAACUGCUCUCCUAAAAAUGGGCAGCCGUGCAUGUACGACUGGAGGUGGAGCGCUGCUAUGUAUGGUUUCCUCCCCGCGCUCAAAGCCUCUUUCUCCUCUGGUGAGGCGUGAAGGAGCAAACACAGCGAGGGUACAAAAAAAAGGAUGCACGGAAAAGUCGUAUUUCUGGAGACAACUCGGGAUGCUUGAGUGCCGCCGCUGACAGACUUUGUCGCUCCGAUUCUGCCGGAUUUCCACUGUAACCUUUCCCAGGGCCUGUGUGACCUUUGCGUCCACUGUGAAUCGAAACCCAACUUUUGUGGACGUUUGGGAGCUUGUAGCGAAGCACCAUGUUCUCCCUGUGGUUGCUCCUGCUCCCGUGCCUCAGCCUCGUACCCCUAGCCCCGGCCGAGAAGGGCUUGGAGUUCCCGCAGUAUGACGGGAAAGACCGCGUUCUCGACAUCAAUGACAAGAACUACAAAAAAGCCUUGAAGCAGUACGGCAUGCUCUGCCUGUUCUACCACGAACCCGUGGCGGACAACAAGGAGCAGCAAAAACAACACCAGAUGACCGAGUUGGUGCUGGAGCUUGUAGCUCAGGUCAUGGAGGAGAAAGACAUCGGCUUUGGAAUGGUGGACUCCCACAAAGAUGCAAAGGUGUCAAAGAAACUAGGCCUGGAGGAGGAAGGCAGCGUGUAUGUUUUCAAGGCUGAUCGGGUGAUCGAGUUUGACGGCUGGCUCUCAGCAAACACCCUGGUGGAGUUUUUGUUGGACUUAUUGGAAGAGCCGGUGGAGGUAAUUGACAACGCUCUGGAGUUAAGGGCCUUUGACAGGAUGGAGGAGGACAUCCGGGUCAUAGGUUACUUCAAGGGCGAGGACUCUGAGCACUACGAUGCCUUUAAGGAGGCCGCAGAGCAGUUUCAGCCCUACAUUAAGUUCUUUGCCACCUUCGACAAAUCUGUGGCCAAAGAGCUGACCCUGAAGUUGAACGAGGUGGACUUCUACGAGCCCUUCAUGGAGGAGCCCGUCACCGUCCCAGGAAAACCUCACUCCGAGGAAGACCUGGUCCAGUUCAUAAGUGAACACAGACGGCCGACCUUGAGAAAGCUGCGUGCGGAGGACAUGUUUGAAACCUGGGAGGAUGACAUCGAAGGCAUCCACAUUGUGGCUUUUGCAGAGGAGGAGGAUCCAGAUGGUUUUGAGUUCCUGGAGAUCCUGAAGGAGGUGGCCCGGGAUAAUACGCACCUUCCUGAGCUCAGCAUUGUAUGGAUCGACCCAGAUGACUUCCCCCUGUUGAUUCCCUACUGGGAGAAGACCUUCAAGGUGGAUCUGUUCAGGCCGCAGAUUGGUGUGGUCAACGUUACAGAUGCCGACAGCGUGUGGAUGCUGAUGGAUGAUGAGGAGGAUCUGCCCUCAGCCCAGGAGCUGGAGGACUGGAUCGAAGACGUGCUGUCUGGGAAAAUCAACACAGAAGAUGACGAUGAGGACGACGACGACGACGACGAAGACGAUGAUGACGCUGACGAUGACGACGACGACGAUGAUGAUGACGAUGAGUAA
Dunckerocampus dactyliophorus (ringed pipefish) is the source of this 1578-nucleotide messenger RNA. It is a transcript of the gene casq2, whose product is annotated as calsequestrin 2. Gene Ontology annotation, molecular function: calcium ion binding. The record is from RefSeq and is a predicted model, not a curated record. The coding region runs from base 370 to 1578 and encodes 402 amino acids. The transcript is spliced from 11 exons. Gene Ontology annotation, cellular component: sarcoplasmic reticulum lumen. Lineage: Eukaryota; Metazoa; Chordata; Actinopteri; Syngnathiformes; Syngnathidae. Gene Ontology annotation, biological process: regulation of cardiac muscle contraction by regulation of the release of sequestered calcium ion.